Messenger RNA from Coturnix japonica (Japanese quail), 1209 nucleotides. NCBI's taxonomy places the organism in Eukaryota, Metazoa, Chordata, Aves, Galliformes, Phasianidae. The record is from RefSeq and is a predicted model, not a curated record.
AAUAACCUAAUUUGUCUACUUGAACUGCCCAAGUGAGAGUAUUUUGGCAUUGUCUGGGAAUAUGUUUGUGCUGUUGGUAUGUUGCCCAAUCAAAUUUCACAUGGGCUGAGAGGAUUUCUGAAGACUGUGUCCUGAUAGAAAGAGAUAUUUGCAAAAUGCAGAAGCAUUUAGCAAUGGGGCCAGAACAUCCCUGGAGACGUUUUGAUGUUGGCAGAAGUCCCCUCACAUUCAGAAAGGAUCUCUGUUUGCUAAAGACCAGGAAAUGCAAGGUGAUUUGAAAGAAUCCAACAGUCUAAAGGAAUUAAGAUAUUCAUUCCAAAGAGCGAUGGACAAUCUAGAGAAAGAUAUUGAGCUUACAUUACAGGAAACCCAGAAUAAUGACAACAAGAGGCAGCAACAAGUAAAGAUGGUAUGUGGAAAAUUCAGUUCUUCCAGAUGUAAAACUACAGUGAAUCAUGGAGGACGUAGAUCAGCCAGGAAACUGUCUGCAAAGCAGGGAGCCAUGAGAGACAUACCAACAUCGUAUUUCGUCUCGGACUAUACAACUGAGAACACGGAUGCUAGGAGUCACAUGGCACACUUGGAUGUGACGGGAAGAACCAGUGCUUUGCAGUCUGAAGUAUCCACCAAUGUGGAAGAGCAGAAAGAGCUUUGCUGCAUGCAGGUCACAGCUGCUGACAUUGAACUUCAGAGGAUGUGGUGUAAUUUUAUGCUGGCUGGACAGAAAUAUGAACUUGAGGAUAGUGACAAACAAAGGCUUCAUGAGGAGAGAAUGACGCGGAUUCGUCAACAGUUUAGCCAAGGACUCCAAGAUCGGCUCCUGCCUCCGAACCAAACUGUUUUGUUCUUAUACUCCUUCAUCUUUAUGUACAUUAUUUACAUAGCAAAAGACCUGGUCUUUUACUUUUUCCAAAACCAUUACCAGUUCUCUUUUGCUAUUGUGUUCUUUUUCAUUCUCAAAGGGAUUUUCCAGGAUUAAAAAUCUAGGAAAAAUAUGCCCUUAAAAGAGGUGGCACAUUGUUCAUUUUUCUGCCCCUGAUCUUACUGCUUUUUUGUUAUCCACACCAAUCAAUAGUUACACAAAACUAACUGAUAUCCUGAAGAAAACUGGAACUGGAUGACAUCCUUUGACAUCACAUUGUUUCACCAAUGUGUUUGGUAUCAUUCAGGGGCAUUUGUCUAUAUGAAUAAAAUCUCUUUUGAACGUGU